Molecule: messenger RNA, 483 nt
Organism: Papilio xuthus (Asian swallowtail)
Lineage: Eukaryota; Metazoa; Arthropoda; Insecta; Lepidoptera; Papilionidae
Exons: 2
Coding region: 95-433 (112 amino acids)
Source: RefSeq, a predicted model, not a curated record
ACUUUGCUCCAGUAUAAAACACAGUGAUUCCUACAUCUUCACACGCGACUACGCUAUUAAUAAGACGUUUAUUGAUCUCACGAAUAGUGUUAAAAUGUCUCCUUUGUCAGUGUCUGUCUUAGUGUUUGGUGUAAUUUUCAUUGGAUGUGUAAGCACUGAUCAUCUUAAUUUAGGUACAAGUGUAAACGGGCAGUUGGCUUACGUCACAAAUGUUAAAUUAUCCGCUGUACCAUUUAAAGUCCGCGUGAAAAAUGUAUUUUACACUAACGAAACGAGUCCUAAAGUAAUAAAGGGUAUAACAGCCAUAGAUUCCCUCAACUCAAAAGCGAGGGCGACAGUGACGGCGGGCGGGGUUGGAGCCACAUUCGCUAACAUUAAACUGAAGAGCGAACGCGGCGAAGGAUUGAAUUAUCAAAUACAAAUAUUUGUAUAACAUUUGUAACUUAUUGUAAAUUUAUUAAAGCAAAAAUAUUAUUAUGCAUU